AUGAAUUUCACGUGCGCGAACUCGGGUCAUGAUUUUAAGAGUGUAUGUCUCGCGGAAUAUAGUAAUUGCACUGAUUUUGAUUACGAUAGAAGUGUAUUUCGCGAGACAAUCAUUUCCCAAUGGAACCUCGUAUGCGAUAGAGAAUAUUUGAAGAGUUUAACGCAGACGAUCUUCAUGUUUGGCAUUCUUGUGGGUAACAUGGUCUUCGGUCAUCUGUCAGACAGAUUCGGAAGACGAAUGCCCUUUUUGGCGGCGGUAUUCAUACAAUUAGUUUCUGGUGUCGCAACGGCAUUCUCCGUCAAUUGGUAUAUGUUCACCACGCUUCGUUUCUUACUAGCGGUUGCUACGGGCGGGACAAUGGUCAGCAGUUUUGUUCUAAUAAUGGAAAUCAUUGGUGCAAGAUACAGGGAAACAGUCGGCAUCUUAUAUCAGAUACCAUUCAACCUUGGUCACUUAACUUUACCACUUUUUGGUUACUUCCUCCGUGAUUGGAGCACGUUCCAGCUGGCAAUAUCACUACCAUCAGUCUUAUUUUUAAGCUAUUACUUUAUAUUACCUGAAUCACCAAGAUGGUUGUUAACAGCAGGCAAAGCCAAAGAAGCCACCAUUAUAAUGAAAACCGCUGCAAAGAGGAAUGGAUUACCAACAGACAACAUUGAAUCGUCAACACAAAAGAUAGUGGCAGAACUAAGCAGUGCGAAAAAAGAACACGUCUCGUUUUUAGCUCUUUUCCGCACGCCCAAGUUGCGCGCACGCACAAUUGCUAUUUGUUAUAACUGGUUUGUUUGCGGAUUGUGCUUUUUUGGAGUCUCGCAGUACAUUGGACGUGUCUCUGGAAAUAUUUUCUUCAAUGUAGCAAUUUCAGCUGCUAUACAGAUUCCUGGCACUAUCAUUUCGAUAUACGCAAAUAGAGUUUUGGGUCGAAAAGUAACCUUGAUGAGUUCCAAUUGCGUCACGGGACUCAGCUGUUUGCUUAUCAUGUUUGUUCCUGACACAGGCGCAUAUCACUUAACUCUCGGCUGCAUUGGCUUGUGGGGCAUGAGUUUUUCUUUCGCAACCGUCUAUUUGUAUGCCGGAGAACUGUUUCCAACCGUCGUGAGGAACUCAGGUGUCGGAUUAGCAUCUAUGGUGGCAAGGAUAGGUUCCAUGGUAGCACCAUUUGUAGCUACUUUAAGAGAAACUUAUUUUUGGAUACCUCCUUUAGCUUUUGGUAUUGUUCCUAUAAUAGGAGCAGGUCUUUGCAUACUUUUACCAAAUACUCGUGGAAAAAAACUUCCGGACACAUUAGAAGAAGGUGAAGCGUGA
Messenger RNA from Parnassius apollo (apollo), 1305 nucleotides. Lineage: Eukaryota; Metazoa; Arthropoda; Insecta; Lepidoptera; Papilionidae. The record is from the annotation of a GenBank genome assembly.